Amborella trichopoda is the source of this 618-nucleotide messenger RNA. RefSeq names its product protein LURP-one-related 12. The record is from RefSeq and is a predicted model, not a curated record. NCBI's taxonomy places the organism in Eukaryota, Viridiplantae, Streptophyta, Magnoliopsida, Amborellales, Amborellaceae.
GCUAUCAAAUCCUGUUCUCUUACAGAUAACAAGAUGUCUAGGAUCCACCCUGGUAAAGAUAAGUAUUCCACAGAGGAACAGAGAGCAACAGGCCCUCCUACUGUGUCAACAGUUUGGAAGAAGUCGAGCAUGGGAUUCCAAGGAACAGAUGGGUUUACUGUGUUUGACAGCAAUGGAAAUAUCGCAUUCAGAGUCGACAACUACACAAGGAAUAGUCGAUGCCUGACAAAUGGGCCGGUGCACAAGGAUGGCACUGGGGCUGCCUUAUUCACGUUGUGUCCAAAGAUUUUUAGCAUUCAUGAGCAGUGGGAAGGAUUCAGAGGUGAGGCCUGCCGGAAAAGGAGGCAGAGGAGACCAUUUUUCUCAAUAAGGAGAUGCUCUGUGUUCCAACGAGAAGACAAGCGGAUGUUUGCAUGGGUUCUCCAGAGGUGAAAUUUCAUAUUGAAGGGUGUUUUUGGAAGAGAAGCUGCCCUUUAAAAACAGUCACUGGUGAAUUGGUAGCUGCGAUAAACAGGAAUAGAGCAAGCUCUGAUGUGUUCUUAAUGGAUCAUGUAUUUUCCAUGGCGAUCAAGCCUGGUCAUGACCAUGCUUUCAUCAUGGCAUUCGUGGUGGUCUUGG